AAAAAAUACCCGCGCCGCAACACCAAACAGGCCCAGGCACUCCCAGCGGCCAAUUCAGCUUUCAUCUGUGGUGCACCUCACUAGUCAACUUCCACCUACUUUGACUUAUAUACACAAUGCCGCCUGUCACAAUCCCCCAAUUUCUCCUCCCCCGGGGCGCUCCCUCCCCGCUCAGCCUCCGCGCCUUGAACCGACGAACCACCUACCGCAUCACCAGCAGCACCACCCAGCGAUGCGCCUCCUCUACGCCCGAUGACAGCAAACCCCGCGUGCUCUCCAAGCCCGACAAGUUCCGUCCUCCGUCUCACCCCGCGCGCCGGGUCGUCCAAACUCGCAAUGGGAAGGUUGUCAACAGCGGCCCGAUCAACUACCCGGGGCCGAAGCUCAGCGAGAAGGAGAAGGAGGAGCAGAAGCACAGGCAGUACCCGAAUAUGUUCCCGCCUGAGGGAACAGUCAUGCACAAGUUCUUGACGAAUCGGUGGAUUCAUAUAUGGAUUGCGAUGGGUGUACUGACCUCCCUGGCUACUUUCACAUUCACUACGAACUUCAAGCACUCGUCGCCUUUCGCUCAUCUGCUGCCGCCUUGGUCGGCGCUGCUGUCACAUCCGAUUGAUACGGUUCGGCAGGCUAUUUCGGUGUUCCGGAUGCAUGUGCAGCACAAUUCGAUCGAGACGAGAGAGAAGCGUCGCAGACGGGUGGAUGAUGCUGAGAAGAGACGGCAGUAUCGGGUUGCUCAUGGGUUGGAGGAGCCUAAUGAGAAGGAUCUUGCUGGUGCUGAUGGGAAGGAGGUGGCUGUGGAUGACCAAUCUCCUGUGGCGAAGGAGCAGCAGGGUGAGGAUGAUAAGAAUGUGUAUGUUGAUUGGGAGGGUAACAAGAGGCCUGUUAAGAAAUGGUUGGGGAUUUGGUAAGAGCGUCACUCGGAGAGACUUGCUGGAAAAGGCAUUACGUUCAGACCGUUACCGUUGUGCAUUGUAUAUUAGCCUUUGAUUCUCAUCUCAUGUAUUUCUGCCCUGUAUAGAUUCAGUCAAGGGCUUUACCAUAGCAAUGUUUAUUGGUUUGCUAUUUUUCUGCAUUCGUCUGAUACGAUUUCUAUCCAGCUGCGCAUCUUCCAGCAAGUGCCUGGAAUGUUCCCAAC
Molecule: messenger RNA, 1135 nt
Organism: Aspergillus welwitschiae
Lineage: Eukaryota; Fungi; Ascomycota; Eurotiomycetes; Eurotiales; Aspergillaceae
Exons: 2
Coding region: 117-908 (263 amino acids)
Source: RefSeq, a predicted model, not a curated record